This is a messenger RNA of Elephantulus edwardii (Cape elephant shrew), 3292 nucleotides long. It is a transcript of the gene PPP4R3B, whose product is annotated as SMEK homolog 2, suppressor of mek1 (Dictyostelium). The transcript has 16 exons. Bases 340 to 2802 code for a protein of 820 amino acids. Gene Ontology annotation, cellular component: nucleoplasm; protein phosphatase 4 complex. Gene Ontology annotation, molecular function: protein phosphatase activator activity. Gene Ontology annotation, biological process: DNA damage response; protein dephosphorylation. The record is from RefSeq and is a predicted model, not a curated record. Lineage: Eukaryota; Metazoa; Chordata; Mammalia; Macroscelidea; Macroscelididae.
AGAGAAUCGGGUUACAAGAUGGCGGAUCUGUAGUGGUUCCCUCGGCGGCUGCGGCGGCGGCGGCGGCGGGAGAGCUACUGAGCUCUGGGGGGGACAAGGGAGGGGAGGGGAGGUGUGUGCGGGGGCGAAGUCAGAGGUAGCGGGGACUCCAGGCGACGAGGUCUCGGUGGGUCUGGUCUUCUGCGGCUUGAAGCCCUUUGGAACCAUGGUGAUCUCAGGCCUCUCCGGAGCCGCCGCCGCCGCUGCCUCCACCGCCGCUACCAUCUUUCAAGAGUGAGGGGCGCAGACGAGGCGAGUGUGGAGGCGGCGGCCGGGACGGUGGGGGGGACCGCAGCCACCAUGUCGGAUACGCGGCGGCGAGUCAAAGUGUAUACGCUGAACGAGGACCGGCAAUGGGACGACCGAGGCACCGGGCACGUCUCGUCCACGUACGUGGAGGAGCUCAAGGGGAUGUCGCUGCUGGUCCGGGCGGAGUCCGACGGAUCACUACUCUUGGAAUCAAAGAUAAAUCCAAACACUGCAUAUCAGAAACAACAGGAUACAUUAAUUGUUUGGUCAGAAGCUGAAAACUAUGAUCUGGCUCUGAGUUUUCAGGAAAAAGCUGGCUGUGAUGAGAUUUGGGAAAAAAUCUGUCAGGUUCAAGGUAAGGAUCCAUCAGUAGAAGUCACACAGGACCUCAUUGAUGAAUCAGAAGAAGAACGGUUUGAAGAAAUGCCUGAGACCAGUCAUCUGAUUGACCUGCCCACAUGUGAACUCAAUAAACUUGAAGAGAUUGCUGACUUGGUUACCUCCGUUCUAUCCUCACCUAUUCGUCGAGAAAAGCUGGCACUGGCCUUGGAAAAUGAAGGCUAUAUUAAAAAACUACUGCAACUGUUCCAAGCUUGUGAGAACUUGGAAAACACUGAAGGCUUACACCAUUUGUAUGAAAUUAUUAGAGGGAUCUUAUUCCUAAAUAAGGCAACGCUGUUUGAGGUCAUGUUUUCUGAUGAGUGUAUCAUGGAUGUCGUGGGAUGCCUUGAAUAUGACCCUGCUUUGGCUCAGCCAAAAAGACAUAGAGAAUUCUUAACCAAAACGGCAAAGUUUAAGGAAGUCAUACCAAUAACAGACUCUGAACUAAGGCAAAAAAUACAUCAGACUUACAGGGUACAGUAUAUCCAGGACAUCAUUUUGCCUACACCAUCUGUUUUUGAAGAAAACUUUCUUUCUACUCUUACAUCUUUUAUUUUUUUCAACAAAGUUGAGAUAGUCAGCAUGUUACAGGAAGAUGAGAAGUUUUUGUCUGAAGUUUUUGCCCAGUUAACAGAUGAAGCUACAGAUGAUGAUAAACGGCGUGAACUGGUUAAUUUUUUCAAGGAAUUCUGUGCAUUUUCUCAAACCUUACAACCUCAAAACAGGGAUGCAUUCUUCAAAACUUUGGCAAAAUUGGGAAUUCUUCCUGCUCUUGAAAUUGUAAUGGGUAUGGAUGAUUUGCAAGUCAGAUCAGCUGCUACAGAUAUAUUUUCUUAUCUAGUAGAGUUCAGUCCAUCCAUGGUUCGAGAGUUUGUAAUGCAAGAAGCCCAGCAAAGUGAUGAUGAUAUCCUUCUCAUUAAUGUAAUAAUUGAACAAAUGAUCUGUGAUACUGAUCCUGAACUUGGAGGUGCUGUUCAGCUAAUGGGACUUCUGCGGACGCUAAUUGACCCAGAGAAUAUGCUGGCAACGACUAACAAAGCUGAGAAAAGCGAAUUUCUAAAUUUCUUCUACAACCAUUGUAUGCACGUCCUCACGGCACCACUGUUGGCUAAUACUUCAGAAGACAAAUGUGAAACAGAUAAUAUAGUUGCAUCUAACAAAAACAACACAAUUUGUCCAGAUAAUUACCAAACAGCACAGCUGCUUGCCUUAAUUUUAGAGUUACUCACGUUUUGUGUGGAGCAUCACACAUAUCACAUAAAAAACUAUAUUAUGAACAAAGACUUGCUAAGAAGAGUCUUGGUCUUGAUGAAUUCAAAGCACACUUUCUUGGCAUUGUGUGCUCUUCGUUUUAUGAGGCGGAUAAUUGGCCUUAAAGAUGAAUUUUAUAAUCGUUACAUCACCAAGGGAAAUCUUUUUGAGCCAGUUAUAAAUGCUCUUCUGGAUAAUGGAACGCGGUACAAUCUAUUGAAUUCAGCAGUUGUUGAGUUAUUUGAAUUUAUAAGAGUGGAAGAUAUCAAGUCUCUCACUGCACAUAUAGUUGAAAACUUUUAUAAGGCACUUGAAUCGAUUGAAUAUGUUCAGACAUUCAAAGGAUUGAAGACUAAAUAUGAGCAAGAGAAAGACAGACAAAAUCAGAAACUCAACAGUGUACCAUCUAUAUUACGUAGUAACAGAUUCCGCAGAGAUGCAAAAGCCUUGGAAGAGGAUGAGGAAAUGUGGUUUAACGAAGAUGAGGAAGAGGAAGGGAAAGGAGUUGUGGCGCCAGUAGACAAAUCCAAACCAGAAGACGACUUUCCCGACAGCUAUGAAAAGUUUAUGGAGACUAAGAAAGCAAAGGAAAGUGAAGAUAAAGAAAAUCUUCCCAAAAGGACAUCUUCUGGUGGCUUCAAAUUCACUUUCUCUCACUCCACCAGUGCUGCUAACGGGACAAACGGCGCUAACAGUAAAUCUGUAGCGGCUCCGACAUCACCAGCAAGUUCUAAUGGGGCCUCCUCCAAAGCGACAAGUUUGGCUGCAUCAGUAACGGCCACCAAGGGAAGUUUGGUUGGCCUAGUGGAUUAUCCAGAUGAUGAAGAUGAUGAGGAAGAAGAAGAAACAUCUCCCAGGAAAAGACCUCGUCUUGGCUCCUAAAAUCUUGACUCCGAGACCCUCAGCAUGUGGUCUCCCUAAAUGCUGCAACUGUUCAAUGAGCUGAAGCCCUGGAUCAGCAGCUUCCUCACUUGACCUACAACACACAAGGAGUAGCAAAAGACCCACCGUAAUCAGCAAGGAGAGUUUAGUUCUGCAUAAAACCAGGCUUGCCGGGAACUUGAUUGCUUGCUAGUAAUUGAGGUUGGCCUCUCCCGCUGUCCAAAAGUAAAAAUGCAUAAAGGUUAAUAACCAGAACCUGGGAGGUAACUCCCGGCAUGGAAAGUCUCAGGUUUGGUGACGGUUUCAGGGAGGGAAAAGGUUGAUGGAACAAUAUGAAUACAGGUUGCUCCAGGGGGUAUCCAGUGUAGAAAAUUGUAAAACUCAACAUUACUUGUAUAAUGGUGCUGGCCAUGUUCUUUAAUCAGUUGCCUCUUUUUAAUAGAAAUUUUUAUGGAAAACAAGUUCAACUACCGUAAUUAAUACAGUUAAG